Molecule: messenger RNA, 811 nt
Organism: Vicia villosa (hairy vetch)
Lineage: Eukaryota; Viridiplantae; Streptophyta; Magnoliopsida; Fabales; Fabaceae
Product: inactive protein RESTRICTED TEV MOVEMENT 2-like
Exons: 2
Coding region: 100-624 (174 amino acids)
Source: RefSeq, a predicted model, not a curated record
UCUUUCAUUCAUUCAAUGCAAUACAUAUUUUUAUAACUUUUGCAAUUGAAAAUUCUCAAAGUUAAAAAGAAAAGAGAAGCCACUUGUCCAUCACCUUCAAUGGCAACAAAGGCUAAUGAAGAUAUUAGCAAACGUUUGUAUGAAGAUUUUGAACCUUAUUGUAAAUGGCUCACAAAUGAAGGACAAAAGAUCCUUGAGGUUGAUUUGAAAGGUUUCAAAAAAGAGCAACUUAAGGUUCAAACCAACAAUAAAGGGGUUCUAAAAAUUUAUGGAGAAAAACCUCUAAGUGCAUCUAGUAAGAAGAAAUGGAGUCGUUUCCACAAAGAAAUUAGGGUUUCAAAAGAUUGUGAUGUGAGUGGGAUCCAAGCAAAGUUUUCUCAAGGGAUUCUUUCUAUUGUGUUGCCAAAAAAUGAAGCAACUCAACAUGCCAAAGAUAUUGCAACCAUAGAGAAGCAUUCUUUAUGGGGGGUGCAGAAGAGUAAAAGAACCACCAUUCAUAUUGUGCUUGGAAUAGUGGCUGUGGUUGCACUAGGGACUUAUGUGGCAAGAAUAUUAGAAAAUAAACAUGAAAAUGAAGGUUAUCAUCAUGACGCAUUUGAUAUAGUUAAUGUUGCCAAUAUUUAAUUUAAACAUGAUCCAAUAAGUUAAAUAAGAUCAUGCCAAAAUUGAAAAUGAAGCAUAUGUUUGCUUUAUUUACUAUUGUGAUAAUGAGAAAGUGAGCAAGGUGAAUUUGCUUUAUAUUUUCUUGUAACAUGCUAUCUUUGAAGAAAGGUAAAGUAUAAAAAGAAAAGUCAUUCAUCUAAGUUCUUGU